AUGUAAUCUCAAGAAGAUUGGUUUGGUAUCCCCUCAACAUUUUGACAAGCAACAAUUCGCGUAGUCAGAGAGAAGAAGACGGUUUUUAUAUUAAAAAGUCCCCAAAAGUCCUCAUAAUUAGUGCGAAAAAAUACCUCAAGAUGCCUGCCGCAACAACACCGACCGCGGCGAAAAGUGAGAAGGAGGACAACCUCUGGAUCGGCCUCAAGCACUAUAUAAUGCACGAGAGGCAACUCAAGAAACAAGAGCUAGAGGCUGAAGUAGAGGAGGAGCGCUUGCGAAAGGAACGCGAGGCUAGGGAGCGGCAGGAUGUUAUGACACUAGGAGAAACACGGGAACAAAUUCAGAUUCUCGAUACGAAACUUCAGGAGCUUAAGAACAAAAAGCAAGAACUUUUCCUUAAACUCAAAAUUGUCCUCAAUCAGGAUGAGAUUAGGAAGAAACAUCAGCAGCAGAUGGAAACUAUUGAGACACUUAAGGCUGUGGUUCAAGGUGGAGGUCUUCCACCUCAACCAGGGUCACAUGCUCAGCUCUUCAUGCCGCCCAGAACUAUGCAUCAACAAGCUCUCAUCCCCAAAAUCCAGCAGGCUGGUCCUCCUGUUGGUGUACAGGGUGGACAAGUUAAAAGACCCAGGAGUCCUUCCCCAACUGCACCUCAGCAGGGUUAUUACAAGACAAACAGCAACCAGGGAUACUCACAUCCUAUUAAAAUUGAAGAAGGCCGAAGAACUGGAGAUGUUAUGGGCAGAGCAGUUCUGUGGAAUAAACCAACUCAACAGUAUACAAAUGCCCCGGGUACUUUGUUCUUCCCAACGGCCAAUCAAAAUCCCGCUGAGACACGCAACCAAUCCAUCAUUUAUCCCAAUUACACCACGAAUCUCAAUAUGCCACAGCAGAACCUUCGUCAGAGCUACCAUGUGGAAAUGGGACAGCCUGGUCAGGGACAGAUGAAGGGUGAGAUGACUGUCAAGCCAAUCGCAUCAGCUCAGGCACCUCCACAGUCACAGCAGCAGCGCAAUCACCAGAGUCAAGUGACUUUAGAAAAGAUUUCGGAAAGAGCUCCCGCCCAGGCUCCAACGUAUCAUCACGACGAACGCAAAGAUAUUCGUGCACCACCUCCUGGGAUCGUAUACACCACACAACCUAUGCGUCCUGGGCAGAUUCCGAUGCCGUAUCAGCAGCAACAGCCCAAGCCCCAUUAUUCCCGGCAUCGCUACUAAAGAUCCCUAAGGUGGUCUACUAAGCUAUUAAUGAGCCGGAUAUAAAUACAAUGUACGUACACAAAACUGCUAUUUUGACUUCAGUCUUGCAAAUUAUGGUACUCUCGGGGCCUUUAUGAUAGCCUGACAGGAUCUGUAUUUAAUGAAAUUAUAGGAUAACUUCAAAUGGAAA
This is a messenger RNA of Phlebotomus papatasi, 1392 nucleotides long. RefSeq lists its product as uncharacterized. Gene Ontology annotation, biological process: regulation of transcription by RNA polymerase II. Bases 141 to 1220 code for a protein of 359 amino acids. The record is from RefSeq and is a predicted model, not a curated record. The transcript is spliced from 5 exons. Lineage: Eukaryota; Metazoa; Arthropoda; Insecta; Diptera; Psychodidae. Gene Ontology annotation, molecular function: transcription coregulator activity. Gene Ontology annotation, cellular component: transcription regulator complex.